GACGGCGUCACGGGCGCGAUGACCCGGCGAGAGAGGAGGAGGUGACAGGCAGAGGGACGCAGUCCUCCUCCGGCGACACUGCUCCUGUGUGUGAGUGAGUGAGAUUACACGGUGAACGGUUCUGGAUAUUCCGGUUAUCCCUCUUACUAUGCCUGUUAUCGCCGGACUGUGAGGCUUCUGCGACGGUUAGCUUUGUAGCUACAUGGCCAGCUAGCACGGCACCGCUAACUGUUGUUAGCAGCUGGCUUCAGCUCAACACACGGACCCGGCGAAGUGAAGAGCCGAGGAGGUGGAAUGGCCAGAGUUCCCUCGGACACCUCUUUCAGAAGACACAGCGACUAAGCAGACGGAACAGAUCCACAUUUCUUUAGAGGUCCGAGUCACCGGUUGUUGGUGUCACUCUAAUCCCCAUCAUGGUGCAGAAGUACCAGUCCCCUGUGCGGGUGUACAAGCAACCCUUUGAGCUGGUGAUGGAGGCCUAUGAGCGCAGAUUCCCCACCUGUCACCUCAUCCCCAUGUUUGUGGCGAGUGACGUGAUGGUUGAGGAGACCAGCGAAGACGGGUCAACCAACAGAGUUGAGCGCCGCUGUGCCCUGGACGUGGACGCUCCACGCCUCCUCAAAAGGAUCGCUGGUGUGGACUACGUCUACUUCAGCCAGAAAAACACUCUGAACAGAAAGGAGAGGACGCUGCACAUUGAGUCCCAUAAUGAGACCUUCUCCAACAGGGUCAUCAUUCAUGAGACCUGCUGUUAUUCGGUUCAUCCGGAGAAUGAGGAGUGGACGUGCUUCGAGCAGACCGCCAGUCUGGACAUCAAGUCAUUCUUUGGCUUUGAGAGCACGGUGGAAAAGAUUGCUAUGAAGCAGUACGCCAGCAGUAUCAACAAGGGAAAAGAAAUAAUCGAGUACUACCUGAAGGAGCUAGAAGAUGAGGGGAUCACUCGCAUACCCCGCUGGAGUUCCUCCUCCCAUUUCCUGCCUCCCCCCAGGCCGACCAGCCUAAUUACCAGCCCGCCUGACCCCCCCAAGCUCGUGGUCACACCUGCUGUUUCGAUUCCACUGCCCGCCAACGCCAAAGACAGCUCCUCCCAAGAAACCAAGCAGGACAGCACCGCGCUUCAGGCAGACAGCCUAACUGAGAUUCUGGCCAGUACACCUGAAGACAAGCUGGAUGCAGACUAUAUCAAACGUUACCUAGGCGACCUGACCCCCCUGCAGGAGAGCUGUCUGAUCAGACUUCGUAAAUGGCUGCAGGAGUCACACAAGGGAAAGAUCCCUAAGGACGAGCACAUCCUGCGUUUCUUGCGGGCGAGGGACUUCAACAUAGACAAGGCCCGUGAGAUCCUGUGUCAGUCGCUGACCUGGAGGAAGCAGCACCAGGUGGACUAUCUGCUGGAGACCUGGAGUUCACCACAGGUCCUGCAGGACUACUACACCGGGGGCUGGCACCACCAUGACAGAGAUGGUCGUCCAUUGUACAUCCUAAGGCUUGGCCAGAUGGACACUAAAGGACUGGUCCGUGCUCUGGGAGAGGAGUCUCUACUCAGACAUGUGCUGUCUAUCAAUGAGGAGGGUCUGAGACGCUGUGAGGAGAACACCAAGGUGUUUGGUCGACCCAUCAGCUGUUGGACUUGUCUGGUAGAUCUGGAGGGACUGAACAUGCGUCACCUGUGGCGUCCGGGAGUCAAGGCGCUGCUGAGGAUCAUCGAGGUUGUGGAGGCCAACUACCCAGAGACUCUGGGACGGCUGCUUAUACUAAGAGCUCCCAGGGUCUUCCCUGUCUUAUGGACACUGGUGAGUCCAUUCAUUGAUGAAAACACCCGAAAGAAGUUCCUCAUCUAUGCAGGCAAUGACUACCAGGGUCCUGGAGGUCUGGUCGACUACAUCGACAAAGAGAUCAUCCCCGACUUCCUGGGAGGAGAGUGUAUGUGCGAGGUACCAGAAGGCGGCCUGGUUCCCAAAUCCAUGUACCGCACAGCCGAGGAGGUGGAGAGUGAGGACAUCCGCCUGUGGACAGAGACAAUCUACCAAAGCGCCAGCAUCUUCAAGGGAGCACCGCACGAGCUGCUGAUAGAAAUCAUCGACGCCUCCUCAGUCAUUACCUGGGACUUUGACAUGUGCAAGGGCGACGUCGUUUUCAACAUCUUCCACUCCAAGCGGGCCCCCCAGGCGCCACGCAAAGAGGCCUUGGUGGCCCACGGCAUCACUUCUCCAGUCGUCAACAACGUCCAGCUUAUCGACAAGUCGUGGACGCUGGGGCAAGAUUACAGCAUGGUGGAGUCCCCACUUACUUGUAAGGAGGGGGAGAGCGUACAGGGCUCCCAUAUAACGCGAUGGCCAGGUUUCUACAUCCUCCAAUGGAAGUUCCACAACAUGCCGGCCUGCUCGGCCACUAACCUGCCCCGAGUGGACGAUGUGCUGGCCACCUUGCAGGUCUCCUCGCACAAGUGUAAAGUCAUGUACUACACCGAAGUGUUGGGAUCUGAGGACUUCAGGUUUGUGAAUGUAACCGCUUGCUGUGAUGUGCAGAGUUUGGGUUCGAUGACCAGCCUGGAGUCGAGCCACAGCGGCUUCUCUCAGCUCAGCGCCGCCACCACCUCCUCCAGCCAAUCACAAUCCAGCUCGAUGAUCUCCAGGUAGAAAAUGGAAGCAGAGGACUUCAAUCCCCAUAAUCCCCCCCCUGACUGACCUUACCAUCAACAUUGAAGCCAACCCCCCCUUCUUGUUUUGGACUCUGUUCCUAUUGCACAGCCAGUCUCUAUAGAACUGAAGCAUGCAAGCUUGCACAAACAGAAGACAAAGAAUACAAAUAAAUCUGAAGCAAAAAGAAAAAAAGGAGACUGUGCAAAUUAAAGGGCUGAUUUUUGCACAAAGGUCAAAUAUUUAUUGUGCCUGGCGUCUCUGCUAGGCAGCAGCUACAAUCAGUAUAUUAGCGGUAUGUUUGUUUGCAUCACGUGCAGGGUGGGAAGGUUAAAAGUCAAGAAUUGGGUCGAGGGGCCUUUGUGGCACCGGAAGCGGGAAGAAGCAAUAUUCUCAUUCUGGGAACGACGAGACGGGACGACAACACUGGAGGCGCUGUUACAUAUAUGCACUUACUUAUGUGUACAUUCACAUACACAGCACUGAGAUGAGGAAGAGCUCAUUCCUGUGCGGUGGCUGAAAAGCCUGGAUGUGCUGCUACAUACAUUAAACAACACCAACAUGUCAACAUACAAAAUGGACGUUUGAUGCAAAAAAAAUGUUUGCCAUAUUGUUACCAGAGAGGUUUGUUUAAUCUGGUGAACUGUUUAUAGGUCAAGUGUGGGUGCGGUAAACUCUUAACUAGACCUGGGUCGAAUUUCAGCUGCAUAUAAUGUUGUUUCUUUUUAAACAGUGUGGAGUUAACAGAGUGGGUGGAGCUCAGUGAAUCAUGACAAUACAGAUGGAGUAAGCACAGUCUCCACUUGACAGGAAAGUGUACAAACGUUUUCCUGCAUCUUUUUGGCGUCCAUUGUAUUGUCACAUGACGCAAAGCUCACGCAUCUGUCUCACGAGGGCUUUAUCACACUUUGAAAAGCAGACUAUUUGACCCGGGUCUGACUCUCAGCGAAGUAAUCCACUAGAAGCAAUAACAGGAGUUUGACUUUCUACUGUGUGAAAAGUUUCUAUUUAUCAUUUUGAGGUUUGUGGAGGAUCAUGGGUGCCGAUUGCAGAUGACCCUCUUGCUGUGGACAGGCAGACAGACAGGCAAACUGAGCCAGUGAACAGCUAAACUCUGGCAUCAGCAUUAUCACUUGUUGUCUCUGUUACCAUUAUGUCAGGAGAGAAGCAAAAAAAAAAAAAAAACAUGUCUUCCCAGAUUUUCUCCUGGGCACCUUUUUAUUAUCCUUUUAUUUCUGUAAACGUUACCUGGAAAUGUCCAUUGUUAGUUUGAUUUAUGUUCAUUCUGUGCACAGUUGAGGAAUGAGUCAGAAUCAGGUCGUCAAGGUGAUGCCUUGUCACUGAUUUGUGAAUGUGCUACUGAUUGGUCAGCACUCGCGAACCAAUGAAAUGCCUGAAUUUGGAAGGUUCUUGUGUCAUUGGGCAGCACUGCCGUCAUUCGAUAUUUGUUUUUCCAGAGAGGUGUAGAUUUCAGUGUGCAUUAGGGGUGAAUGUUACUUUGUGAUUAUCAUUUGGAGGCAUGUUGAAACUGUACAUGUGCUCGUGUUGGUUGGAGCUAAAAAUGUUACUGAUAUUUUGGGAUGAGUUUUUGAUGAGGUGAAGCAGUGUGGUGUUUUUGCUGCAUGGUCACGUGGUGAUUGGGUUUACAGAUGUAUUAUUUAAAAGUUAAGAAAUAGCCAUUUUAAGAGCCAUGUGUCAAUAAAUACCAUUUUAGCCUUUGUAAGCAUCACUUAGAAACGUACCUGCUUUUUUUUCAAGGUCAUCACUGUAAUACAUGAGCGAUUGUGAAUUAAGAAACAUUUCUAAAUGCAACACAUCCAUGCAACAGUUUUUUAAAUACACUAUUUGGUUAAUGAGCACUGAUGACUUCACAUAGAUCCGACUGCCCGCAGAGGGCAGAAACAAUCACCAUUGCCAGGAGUCAUCAGGUGCUGUUGCCAUGGUAACCGAGUGCAGCUCACAGCAAAAACAAACAAACGAAAAAAAGAAAAAAAAAACCCGAGAUGGAGGCUUCCUCCUGAAACUCCUGGCUCUGCCUGUUGUCGUUUUUGAUACAUGCUUGUUUGAAACUGUAAAUGAAAGGUCAAGGGUUAACGUGUGAUAACUAUGUCAUAACUGCAAUAACAUGAAAUGCUUUAGUGAGAAAAAGGACCUCCUCAGACUGAGGGAUAUUAGGUGUGAAUAGUUGUGUAAAGGAGUAAAGGUUAUGAACGGUGGCUUUUAAGAGAUGCCUGUAAAAUGUGUGUAAACUCUGACUCGGCUGCACAGAGCAAGUGUGUUUCCACUCACGAGUCUGGAGGAGCAUGUCUCAAUCACACAACUAACCUUCCUUUACCUGAUAUUUCUUCAGGAGACUAGAUUUCCAUUCCUUCAACGGUUCAACUGAUGAAACAAGUAGCAUCAGUUCAAUUAACUACUCAUAUUUCCCUUUCUCCCUCUUUGUCUCUUGUACACUCCAGUUUUACAGUUUUGCUUUCUAACACUCCAUGGUGUGUAUCUAUAGAAAUCAGAGUGGACCUUUUGAUUGAAGCCAUAGGCAUAAACACUGAACCUGUUCAUCAAGAUCUCAAUGACAAGUGAGGGCUAUAACUGUUUGUCUUGACUGUUCAACACAUUUGUCUGUCUCUGCUUCUUUUUCUGACAUCGUUGCAUAUCUUCUCUUUAUCUUCAUGUGAGAAAUAAUGUAAAAAGUACAUAUUUGGAUUAAUGAGAAUAUGGCGCCUUUACAUGUUUUAAAAACAUUAAACUUGAACUAUGAGCAAG
Messenger RNA from Hippoglossus stenolepis (Pacific halibut), 5402 nucleotides. Its product is annotated as SEC14-like protein 1. The transcript is spliced from 17 exons. Gene Ontology annotation, cellular component: cytoplasm; cytosol. Gene Ontology annotation, molecular function: RIG-I binding. Gene Ontology annotation, biological process: negative regulation of RIG-I signaling pathway. The record is from RefSeq and is a predicted model, not a curated record. Bases 414 to 2639 code for a protein of 741 amino acids. Lineage: Eukaryota; Metazoa; Chordata; Actinopteri; Pleuronectiformes; Pleuronectidae.